ACUUUUUCCCCAGCACUAUAUGACCAUUAUUGUGUCGAUGUGCUUCUCUUUACUCAAGCUCAAACGAACAAACACGUAACAUAAAUUUUGUAUUAAGUAUUAAGACAUUAAGAUAGCGUUCUGCAAGAAAUUUCUUUAACUUUAAUACUUAUGAAAAUUCAUGUACACGACAAUGAUGAAUGACGGCGCCGAUGUGAGUCAUCAUACAUACAUGGUCACUCUUGGGCGUAAAAGCACAUAUCUGUCCCCGCCGUUUUAUGCAAGGAAAAAUUCUGAAAUUAUACAAACUGAGCCCUCAAAAUGUGAAAUUAUGCGAUUCUGAUAAUUUUAACGAAGAAAGAUAGAGGAAAAUAAUCAGAAAUUAUGCAAAACAUGAUGAUCAAAUUUUGCUAAAUUAUGCGGGGUGCUUAAAACCACGGGGACAGACUUAUUAAAAACAACCCAAGGCAGCUACGAAAUCUUCAAGUUCAAGGAAAUCCUCCUCACCAAUGUCCGAUGUGCAAACAUCCUCACCAACGUCCGAAGUGCCAACAUCCUCACCAGCGUCCGAUGUGCCAACAUCCUCACCAGCGUCCGAUGUGCCAACAUCCUCACCAACGUCCGAUGUGCCAACAUCCUCACCAACGUCCGAUGUGCCAACAUUCUCACCAACGUCCGAUGUGCCAACAUUCUCACCAACGUCCGAUGUGCCAACAUCCUCACCAACGUCCGAUGUGCCAACAUUCUCACCAACGUCCGAUGUGCCAACAUCCUCACCAACGUCCGAUGUGCCAACAUUCUCACCAACGUCCGAUGUGCCAACAUUCUCACCAACGUCCGAUGUGCCAACAUCCUCACCAACGUCCGAUGUGCCAACAUCCUCACCAACGUCCGAUGUGCCAACAUCCUCACAAACGUCCGAUGUGCCAACAUCCUCAACAAUGGCGACCUCACUGGCUCUCGAGGCAGCAACAUCGAUGUGUAACUUGCUACUGUAACCAAGUGCUAGAUCCAAGUCUGUUGUCAGGGACAGGCUUGUUGUGCGCUGACUCGCAUACAGGAGGACCAACGUAACGUGUUUGGGUUUUGUUUUUUCUUACUUCAGUUUAUAUUUGAAAAAUUGGUUUUGAAAAAAGAUGAAUAAUUUCUGUUUGAAAGAUUGGUGAAAAUUUUUUUUUGAAAUACACGUAGACAAGAUUUCUACGCUUGAUUUUUUAAAAUAAUUGUGAGGCAGCGUUUUGGAAUCAGGCUCUCGUCAAUUUUUGGGCAUA
Aplysia californica (California sea hare) is the source of this 1250-nucleotide messenger RNA. Its product is annotated as cell wall protein DAN4-like. The record is from RefSeq and is a predicted model, not a curated record. The coding region runs from base 489 to 977 and encodes 162 amino acids. NCBI's taxonomy places the organism in Eukaryota, Metazoa, Mollusca, Gastropoda, Aplysiida, Aplysiidae. The transcript has a single exon.